CCCCACCUGAGGAAGAGCUGAGCAGUUCCGGGAUCUGAUGUCGGCCUAGCAAAAGAGCUAAGUCGUUUGCUAACAGCUAACCCAAGAAGGACUGGAACGACUACCACCCCACAGGCAAGACAACACGCACGUUUGACACAAUGAGUAUCCAGCAUUCUACAAACUGAGGAAGAUGGUGAUCAAGACCCAGAACUACCGUUGAAGGAAAUCAUGCAUCAGAACAUCUGACAGCUGCAUUGUAGAGACAAAGAUGCAAAAUGGAAAAGAAGUUUUGCACACAGAGACUGUUGAGGUGGGAACGGUUACCAAACCCAGCCGCAAACCAAGUUUGGUGGCACCUCUGAGGACUUGCUGGGGUUCUUCUCAUAUAAUGAGUUAAUACUGCCACCACUAAUAGACUGGAGACAGUAGUCUCAGAAGAUCAAAGAGUUGGAUACCAGCGCCUUUUACUUGCAAAGGCAAAACUUGACUUUUUUUCCCCCCAUUUGUUUUCAGCACAUUACAAAAAUUAACUUCCGACUGGACUUAUGUUUGAUGUUUAGCAGAUUCUCACUCUCAACUUAAACUGAAUUUAUUUUCAGUUGGUUUUCCUUGUCUGUCGCCAUCCUCAGUUUCUUUCCCACCCAGUGCCUAAGGAAACCCUGUAGGGACCAUCACAGAAGUCAUCCCUCUGUCCUUUUGCUUUUCCUCCCCUAUGUGUUCUUGCCCUAACCUGGCUUUACUACCUCUUUGAUAUUACUUUCUUUGUCUCCAUAUUUUAUUUUUAGAGGAAAUCUUUAUUAUAGUUAUAAGCUUUAGUUCUAUCACCAAGUUUAAGGAGUGGAAAGAAACCUAGAUUGUUACAAUUUCUGUGUUUUUUAAACUCUCUGCCCCUUUGAUCAUCCACAGCAGUGUUUAUAUAAUUGCACCAAGAUUAAUUCAAACUCUUGCACCAAAUAUUGAUGCAUUUAAGCCAUACAAAAAUAUUUAUCAAUUUCAUAUAUUUUUGUAUCAUUUUAAUUUUCUUCAGCAGCAAAUUUUUUGAAUACAACUGAAAUUUGUUCAUGAGCUUAGUACACGCAUUGAGAUUUGUAUUUUGUAUCCAUCUACUAGAGGAAAGCCUUGCUUUUAAAUCAGUGCCAGGGUACAUUUAGAUUGUGCACAUAGAAUUCCUCAUGUUUCCAUUCAGCUGCUGCUUUGCAUAGUUUUGGUUUUCUUCUCCAUUCUGCCGCCAUGGCUCCUCCUCCCAAGCUAACACUAGAUUCACCAUUUGACCUGUGAACCCCCCCUCCCAGAGCUGAUAGACUGUAGAUCUCUUUCUCCGUCUGUCUUCUUUCCCCCCUCUCUCGGUCCCUAAUGCCGGGUGUGAGCAGUGGGGGAGGUGGGGGAGGAGUAGGGACGGCUGUUUCCUCUCCUCCCCGACCGUUUCGACCGAGCCGAUACGUCCCAGUGUCUGCAGCCACCACUUUCCUCGUUGGAUCUACAUCCCUCUUCUUCUGUUUCACAUGCCCGUGGUUGUCUGAUUCUGUUUCUUCGGUUGUCCCCAUUUACAUCGCCGUGAUCUUCAUUUUCACUCUUGCCAACUUUUGCAUGGCGACUUUCAUGGAUCCUGGAAUCUUCCCCAGAGCGGAAGAGGAUGAGGACAAAGAGGAUGAUUUCCGUGCUCCUCUCUAUAAGACGGUUGAGAUCAAAGCUAUCCAGGUGCGCAUGAAGUGGUGCUCAACCUGCCGCUUCUACCGCCCUCCACGCUGCUCGCACUGCUCAGUCUGUGACAACUGUGUGGAGGAUUUUGACCACCAUUGUCCGUGGGUGAACAACUGUAUCGGCCGGAGGAAUUAUCGUUACUUCUUCCUGUUUUUACUUUCUCUCACCACCCACAUCAUUGACGUGUUUAGCUUUGGCUUGGUUUAUGUCCUGAACCACCGCCAGCAGCUGGACACGCCACACGCUGCCGUUACUAUGGCUGUUAUGUGUGUGGCUGGCUUAUUUUUCGUCCCAGUUGCUGGCCUAACUGGGUUCCACAUAGUGCUGGUGGCCCGCGGUAGGACCACGAAUGAGCAGGUGACAGGAAAGUUUCGAGGAGGAGUUAACCCUUUCAACAAAGGCUGUUUAAAGAACAUUUCACACAUCCUGUGUCGGGCUCAGGCCCCCAGGUAUACAGGACGCCCAUAUAUGCAUCAGAAAAUGGAAGUACAGCCACCGUUUCUCAGACCUUGUCUUACUGAGGCUCAGCUAGAAGCCAAAAUUCUGGACAAUGGCAUACAGAAUGACCAGCAUAGCACAAGGUCUAAGAGCAGUCUAGAUCAGAUGGAAAGCCAGUCAGCUGACGCAGAGGCUCCACCUCCUCCAAAGCCGGAUCUUCGUUACUCUGGCUUGCCUCCUGCUGACACUGAGGAGAGCAGUUUGUUAACUGAAGCUCCACCCACACCAUCCAUGUUCAAGUACAGACCACCUUACAGCAGCCCGGGAAGGAACCAUUCUGCUCUUUCACAUUCGAAUAAGAUGAUCCGCGGUGAGAGCCUUGACUCUCCGUGCCCCUCCAUCCUCAAGUCUAGCCGCCAACCUAGCUAUCGCUCGGAGCCAAGUAGCCUGGAUGGGGUCACGCUGGUGGGGGGAGGUGUAGGGGUGCGCAGAGGGGGAGGGGAGAGGGGUGAGGGCUCCGGAGGCCCUGGCGGAGCUGCCGGUGGGGUAUUGGGAGGCGUGUCAGGGCACUCCCUGGCUGGGCGCUCCUACACCUCCUACCCGUCUUCGCUGGUUCUGUCUGCCGCCGGCUCGCGCUCCUCCAGCCUGCGCUCAGCACAGAUUGCACACAACCCUUUGGCCACGCUCCAGUCAGAGGGCACUACAGACACAAGCUACAAAAGUCUGGCCAAUCAGACGCCUCGGAACGGCAGCCUGUCCUAUGACAGCCUGCUGACGCCCUCCGAGAGCCCUGAGUUCGAGUCAGCCGCUCAUGAGCUGUCGCCGCAGAAGCCUCCCGGCCCCUUUCCCUCGUCAGCUAAAGCUGGCCAGCCUAAGGUGGUGUCACCCAGUAGCCCGCUGAAGGGCUACACGUCGCCCUUCCUCUCGGCUCAGAUCGCCCAGCAGAGGGAGGGGCAGCUGCUCCAGGGCUCUGCCACUUUCUCCUCCCCUCAUAGGGCCUACCUUCGUGCUGUCAGCCCACCACCCCCCACCUCCCCUCGGCCUCCAGAGGCCCAGCACCUGAUCCAGUAUGGCCAGGACCUUUCCUCCCGAGCCCUUCGUAACACGUCCUCCUUGUCCUCUUCCCCCGGGGCUCGUUUGCUAGAGCCUCCUAUCUCCCCGCCUCCUCGUGGCCUCUCCCUCAGCAAGUCCACAGCUUACACUGGGGAGACAGGGUCUCAGUACAAGCUUCGGCCUACAGGAGGGGGCACUAUGGUGGUAGGGGGAGAAGUCGGAGGAGGGCAUCAUGCUCCACACCCUUCUCUUCCUCCCUGAUCUGUAUCCACCUUUCGCCCAGUUUUGGCCAAUCACACAAUAUCCAAACCAGCGGGCGGGGUGAAGAAGGUAACCGGCGUUGGAGGGACCACAUAUGAGAUUUCAGUUUGAGUGACACUAUUGCGAGGACGAGGGAGGACGGUCGAUCGUCUACUUGGCUCUCGCCCGAGCAGAACAAUAAUCAAGAAUCCAGGCUCGUGGUGAAGGAGUUUCCUGCUGGACUGCUCUAAAGUAGCAAGCCUGUGUGGUACUCACGUUGUCCUUUUUUAAAAACGCCACUAGCCAACUCUGCCAGCCUUUCAGUUUGGAACAAAAACAAACUGGGGACACUGAGGUUUCCAUUCAACCCCCUUUGUGAGCCAUAGACUGAUAUGACUGUGUCAACACGGCUGGGUACAGAUAUGCUGAGAAAACAUGCGUCUAUUUUUCUUGAUUUUUUUUUUUUUUUUUCUUCUUAGAACAUGAGGAGUUUUCACAAAAGUUAAGGAAAAGAUUUAACUCAAUUUUAAAAGGUAGGAUUUGAGGCUGUUGACCAAUAGAAACACCUGAAUGGACCACACAGUCAGAAAAAAACCCAACCUGUAAACAGUAUCAUUUUAGUUUUAUAAACAUUUUUUCUUAAUAUGGUUUUAUAUUUGUGUAUAAAAUAGUACCGAUCGUUAUUGGGUGAAAUUGUCAGGUAUUGAAAAGCACUAUUGAUGAGGUUGGCAAAUGUACUGUAUGUUCUUAUUCAUGGAAGCAACACCAGAGCGGGAUCCUGUUUGCUGUUGAUGGCUGCAUCAGCCACUCUCGAGCUUUUGCUGGAAUUUUAUGUCGUCCAAAGAGAAAUCGAGAUCUUGUAUCGGACAACUAACGUGAAAAUAAUUACGAUUAUUUUUGAAAGCCACAAGGAAACUUUUAAUUCUCACGACUGCAGCACAAGCAUCUUUGUGGAAUGUACGCUUGUAAUGUGUAUGCUAAAGACAUUAUGCAAAAUCUCUUUGUAGCUUUAAGAUCUUUCUUUUUCUGUGUUUUAGUUUAUCCUUUUCUGUGAUAUCUGUCUAACAGUUGAGAGGCUAGCGGCCGCAAACGUUAACUGGUGGCCAGCCACAAAGGAGCAGUGAGGGAAGGGCUUAUUUAUUUCAUCACAAAAUACAACUUUGAACACAAGUUUUUUUUUUUUUUAAGUCUGUUAAUGAAGACAAAAAGACUAAAUCUGAAUAUUUUAAUGAAAGUUUAUGAGCAACAUCAAAUAAAUUGAGGGACUAGUAUUUGGUUUGAUUCUGUGUUUAUUGGGUGAUGCCUUGAGUUUGUUUCUAUUUAAUUUUUUUAUUCACAUUUUUUUUUCAACAUUUGCUGGAAAAAAAGUCAAGCAGAAUAGAUUUUACUUGUCAAUUUGUUUUGUUCAUUUAGAGAUGUUCAUCAUAAGAAUUAAUCAGACAAUAUUUAGGUAUUAUUUAUUUCAUUUUUUCCCCCAUCAUUCAUUGCAGCAGCAAUGAAUAUGACACAUCUUUAGAGCGGAGAGAGUAGAUGCUGUAAGCACAUUGUUGACCUAAACAACUUUUGCAGAUUUUUAACUGACCAAGCUUUGUCUUUGGUAUGCAUGUUUUGUUAUGGGCAUUUUUUUAUUUAAAUUAGAAAUGUUGCUGUCAAUCCCUACCCAGUUUAGUUGUGGGUUGCAAAAGGAAACAACUUUUCAUGGCCAAAGCGUCUGCCAUGGAGAGAUUAAAAAGGUUGUUUUUCUGCUCCAGCCAAGGAUUGUAGCCACUGAACAAUCUGAAAUAUGUGUGCGUGUUAACAGUACACUUAAAAGUGAAAAAUAAAAAUACUGCUGUUGUGAGCUGUGAUGAAUGGAACUAGAUUCACAAAUAUCUGUAACAAGUACAUUAAAAACAUUUCCAAAAUGGCCUUACAAAGAAUUUUUAAGAAAAUGUCUUCUAGAAAUAAAAGGUCAAACUUU
Oryzias melastigma (Indian medaka) is the source of this 5374-nucleotide messenger RNA. Its product is annotated as zinc finger DHHC-type palmitoyltransferase 5. Gene Ontology annotation, molecular function: palmitoyltransferase activity. The transcript is spliced from 13 exons. NCBI's taxonomy places the organism in Eukaryota, Metazoa, Chordata, Actinopteri, Beloniformes, Adrianichthyidae. The record is from RefSeq and is a predicted model, not a curated record. Gene Ontology annotation, biological process: protein palmitoylation. Bases 1336 to 3435 code for a protein of 699 amino acids.